This is a messenger RNA of Fomitopsis serialis, 1336 nucleotides long. RefSeq names its product concanavalin A-like lectin/glucanase domain-containing protein. Gene Ontology annotation, biological process: glucan catabolic process. The coding region runs from base 1 to 1191 and encodes 396 amino acids. The record is from RefSeq and is a predicted model, not a curated record. The transcript has 13 exons. Gene Ontology annotation, molecular function: hydrolase activity, hydrolyzing O-glycosyl compounds. Lineage: Eukaryota; Fungi; Basidiomycota; Agaricomycetes; Polyporales; Fomitopsidaceae.
AUGAUCUCUGCGCUACCUCUUACCCUCAUCUCUCUGGUCCUGGCGGUUGUAGCUCUUCGGUCAAGACAAGGAGCAGACUGCUCAGCACUCGCUUCUCCGAGUUCGCGAGCAGGCCUGGUAUGGCUACUGUUACUGGCGAAUACAGCGCUCGCCGCACGCGUUGAACGCGUCGAAAAACGGAGCACGCCCACACAGACGUUCCCUAACGGGACCAACUAUGUCUGGACGGUACAGGACACCUACGAAGGCUCGACGUUCUUCGAUACGUUUGAAUUCUACACCGGCGAAGACCCGACGCACUACACGGACCGGAACACGGCGUUUGCGGACGGUCUGGCCUACGUCGAGUCGGACGGUAUCGUCGUCAUGAAGGGCGACAAUACGACAACGCUGUCAAAUGGGCAGUACAGGAACAGCGUCCGAAUCUCGAGUCAAAAGCAGUAUAACACCGGCCUGUUCAUUCUUGACCUCGACAUGGCCCCAUGGGGCUGUGGCGUCUGGCCCGCGUGGUGGACGGUGGGCGGGGGCACCUGGCCCUGGACCGGGGAGAUCGACAUCAUCGAGGGCGUGCACGAUAAUCAACACAACCAGGUUACGUGGCACACCGGUCCGAACUGCAACAUGACGCAGAACGCGAACUUCACGGGGACGAUCGUCCCAAACCUUGUCUGCAACUGCGUCGACAAUUUCAACAGUAAUGCGGGAUGCGGGGUCACUGAGUGGAGCCGCGCAUCGUACGGGCCCAUCUUCGACGAGCAGAGUGGCGGCGUGUUCGCCAUGAAGUGGGACGUGUCCGGGAUCGGUGUCUGGUCGUUCUACCGCGCGGCGGUCCCGCAGGACGUGACGAACGGGCAGCCGACGCCGUCGACGUGGGGCGAGCCCGUCGCGUUUUUGGAGGCCGGCGCAUGCGACCCUCUCACAAACUUCAUCAACCACUCGAUAAUCUUCGACAUAACGUUUUGCGGCGACUGGGCGGGCAACGAUUACACCACGUCGGGUUGUCCGGGGACGUGCGCGGAACGAUUGAUGGAGCCCAGCAACUUCGACAACGCUUCGUGGCGGAUCAGGAGCCUGACAGUAUACAGGCAACAGGUCAUCCACGGCCAAGUCGCUUCCGACGCUGCUCGUCCAAUGUUCCCAGUGGUUCCGAUGCUCGGGGUGAUGGGCGUCCUAUUCGGAGUUUUGCUGUAGACUGGUGCCGGAUGCCGCUGAGGAAGGGUUGGACCGAUAUCAAGUGCCAGCAUUCAUGACAUUGCACGACAAUAUAAAGAUACACGAAUGCUACAAAAACCACGACUUACGAACUGUGCUGAUGUAUUUAUCACGAACGGUGUAG